Molecule: messenger RNA, 2097 nt
Organism: Ylistrum balloti
Lineage: Eukaryota; Metazoa; Mollusca; Bivalvia; Pectinida; Pectinidae
Product: zinc finger protein 862-like
Exons: 1
Coding region: 1-2097 (698 amino acids)
Source: RefSeq, a predicted model, not a curated record
AUGUUUUGUAAAUUCUGCAGGGAAUAUCCCCCACUUGCAGAUAUUAAAUCUCCAUUAUUUGAGGGGUGUGGCACUGGAGGAAAUUUCCGUGAAGAUACUCUCUUCCAUCAUAACAAAUCAAGCAAGCAUUUGAAAUGUCAGGGGAAGUGGGAACUUGAACAUAAUAAAUCUUCAACAAGUGCUCCAAUCCAAAGAGCGUUUACACAGGCUGCAAAAACAAUGAACGAAACAACAAGUAAAAGAAUGUCAGCCUUAUUUAACACUGUUUAUUAUGUAGCAAAGGAGAAUCAACCGUUCAUAAAAUUCAAAUCACUUUGUGAAUUACAACAAAAAAAUGGUAUUGACAUUGGAAAAAUGUAUCAGAACUCAGAUGGGUGUCGGGAUAUUCUGUCAGCAAUUGUUGAAACAGAAAAAACAGACAUAUGUGAAAAAAUACAAAAUGCCCGGUUUAUCUCUGUACUUUCGGAUGGCUCAACGGACUCAGCUGUAACCGAGCAAGAGACUGUUUUUGUCCGAUAUGUUGGUUCAACUGGUCGUCCAGUGACCCAGUUUGCCAGUAUUAUUGCCCUGAAAUCAGCCACUGCUGAGGGUGUUCUUGAUGGUAUUGACAAAGGACUUGAGAACAUCGGCUUAACUAGGGACCUUGUUGAUGCUAAGAUAGUUGGCUGCAAUUUUGAUGGCGCAUCGGUAAUGCUUGGUGCCAAAAAUGGUGUUGCAGCCAAGAUCAGAAAUAGACUUGUUGGCAGAGAUAUUGUAGUGCUACAUUGUGUAGCACAUAAUUUAGAACUGGGUGUUCUGGAUGCCAUUAAACAAGUGCAAUAUCUUAAAACUUUCCAGGCCACAGUUCAGCAGGUUUUCAAGUUUUAUUAUUACUCUCCAAAACGGAGGAGAGAACUUUGUGAAAUUGCCAAAAUCCUUGAGGAGACUAGUAUCGCUCAAACAGGGUUACAGAAAACUCGUUGGAUCGCAAGCCGUCAUAGAGCUUUGGCUGCUUUAGAAAAAAGUUACCCCACUGUGGUUUACCAUUUAAACCAUGCAGCAAGUGCAGGCAAGGGGGAGGACAAAGCCAGAGCCAAAGGCAUUGUCCAGGAGCUGUGCACUGAGCGUUUUGUGCGCUUUCUCCACUUUAUGCUUGAUGUGACCAAGAUACUGGCAGAUCUCAGCCGCCAGUUUCAAAAUGAUGAAUUGUUCAUCACAGAUGUCACAGUGAAACUCCAAACCUGCUUAUUGCGGUUAGAGGAGCUCAAGCACAAACCUGGUGACUACUUAACAAAGCUGAAGUCAAAUCUUACUCAGGAUUUUGAACUUCAAACUGGAAUAGAUCUGACAAGAAAGGUGAAAAUAAAGAAAUCACCAAUGGACUUUGACAAAACAUUCAAGGCAUUCCUAGACAGUGUCAUUGAAUAUGUCAAUCAAAGAUUCCAACCUAUCCAGUCACCUCCUGUCAGUCUGUUCUCAGUGUUUGAUCAUGUAACUUGGCCACACUUCCCCUCGCUGCUUCAGUUUGGAACUGAGCAAGUUGAAGAAUUGCUGGAGUUUUUCAAACCAUUACUUAGUGAGGAGGAAAGGAAGGCAGUUCCUGAGCAGUGGCUUGAAUUGAAAGUGAGACUCAAUAGACAGAGGGAAGUAAGCCCAUUUGCUACAUAUACCUCCCUUCUUGCUGCAAGACCCGACAGUUUGAAAGCAAUCCUUCUCCUGAUAGAGAUACUCUUUGCUCUAUCUCCAAGCACUGCAAAGUGUGAACGCAGUUUUUCUGCCAUGAAAAGGAUCAAGACUGGUCUUAGAAGUAGCUUAAACCAGGACAGUUUGGUUAACCUCAUGCAGGUUGCCAACAUGGAUACAUCUGUCCUUGAUUACAACCCACUCCCUGCAAUUAACACCUGGUUGGGCAAUGCUAAGUUCAGGCGUGCUGUUACUGAACAGCCUACGGUCCAACCUUGUGCAAGGCUUCAGUCACUGCCACCAGCUGUUGCUGGACAGUCCAAUGCUUCUGAUGUAUUUCCAGAUCUCCCCCAAGCUCCCCCAGGAUUACUGGAAGCAUAUGAGUCUGACACUGACAAUCAUGAUUCUGAAGUGUCAGACUUGGACACUGAAUGA